GUGAUAAACUUAUUAAAUAGACUUUUAUGUUUGUCAUUGUAUAAUCUUGAGAAAAUUUCAGCACCGAGAAAUGGAAGCCAAUAACACCGUGAAUGUGAGUUUAGUUCCUUGUAAGAAUUGCGGAAGAACGUUUAAUCCAGAUGUUCUAUCUAAGCACGCGCCAAUCUGCGCCAAGAACGCUAAAAAGAAAAGGAAGGUGUUCGACUCCGGCAAACAAAGAGCAGCAGGUUCAGACGUCCCCAUAUCUGCUGUGUUGAAACCAGGACAAGCACCCAAAAAAGAACCAGCUAGAUAUCAGAAGGCUCACGAAGCCACAAGGAAUAAUUGGAAGUACAAACAUGAGCAGUUGGUGGACGGAAUGCGAGCAGCUAGAGGUGCCCCUCCCAUGAAGUCCAGUGGAGGCUCCGCCCCUCCUCCCACCAUGAAUCCUGGAAUGGAGGCUUGUAGAUACUGUGCAAGGACUUUCAACAGGGAGAGAGUUGAGAAGCAUGAGCAGAUUUGUGGUGAACAAACAAAACGUGCCCAGAAAGACAUUGGAAAUAAGACUCGAGGUGGAAUGGCAGCACGCGGUGGUCCGUCACGAGGAGCUGCGAUGACUGCCAGUCGGAACCCACCACCGGGUUCAUCAGGAGCUACAUCUAGGGACAUAGGAGCACUUAGCAGCUCCAUGAAACCUUCACCAAGCGCAUCAGCAAGCUUGCGCGGAGGCAGCACAAAAGCGGGUAGUCCUGUAGGUAGUAGACCGGCUCAAGGAGGCGGCAGAGCAGCACCUAGUGGAUCCAGGGGCCAAGAGAGGCCAGGAAUGGCACAGCAAAGAGGGGGCGGAAGCUCAACUCAGAACACAACCAAUGGCCGCAGCCAAUACGCAAAUGUACCCAGUAGUGGCGGCGCCUCUAGACAAGCACCACCUGCUGCCGGAGGAGGAUCGGGAGGAGGAGGAGGACCUAAAUUUUGCGGCAGCUGUGGCACAAAAUUUUCGGGGACCACUGCCAAAUUCUGCUACGAGUGCGGCGCGCAAAGAGGCCGCUGAGGCAUUUGUCAUUUUUUGUUUCAAUUUCAAUCGUAGCUUUGUUGCAUUUAAAUGCCACAAUUUUUUUUCGCGUUCGAAGUAUAUUUCGAUUUUGUGCCAAUAUCAGUGAAUCGUAUUUAAGAACAUAUUUUAAAUGCCUUUACUUUACUCUCUUUCCUGCCAUGGUGCUACAGCUAACAAAAGGAACGAGUAGCCGCGUUUUGAACAUCAUAUCCAAAAAAAAUUUCAAAUUUGGUCCAGCAAUGUAAAUCCUCCGAGCUUUCUGAAGAUUUCCAUUGCAGUAAAAAAUCAAAUGCAUUUUUGUUAAAAUCAGCUCAGAGGAAUUUUUUAAAUCAUAGUUUCCUGCGCCCACCUUAAUUCUUUUUUUUGCGCCAUUUCCUGAAUCAAAGGCUGUAUAUUGUGACGUUUGUCUUAACUGUACUGUGUAUAUUCGACAUUUCAUGCUUAUUUUGUAGUUGUUGCAAAUAAUUGUAAAUUGUAAAUAUAACAUUUUGACGUAAUUUUGAAUCACUAUGUAGAAAUUGCUUCGAAUUUAAAUUAAAAUGAAAA
This is a messenger RNA of Symsagittifera roscoffensis, 1579 nucleotides long. Its product is annotated as zinc finger C2HC domain-containing protein 1A-like. Bases 71 to 1030 code for a protein of 319 amino acids. The record is from RefSeq and is a predicted model, not a curated record. NCBI's taxonomy places the organism in Eukaryota, Metazoa, Xenacoelomorpha, Acoela, Convolutidae. The transcript is spliced from 8 exons.